This is a messenger RNA of Psylliodes chrysocephalus, 539 nucleotides long. The record is from the annotation of a GenBank genome assembly. NCBI's taxonomy places the organism in Eukaryota, Metazoa, Arthropoda, Insecta, Coleoptera, Chrysomelidae.
UGCCAAACUGCGUAACACCUAUGUCUGUCCGUGUUUACGUUUUCCCUAAAUAUUAUUUAUAAAACAUGUCGCAAAGAUUUUAUAAUCAACAGUUGUCGAAAUAAAUGCUUAGUGAAAAUGCAGCGAAUACUAAGUGUGGAAAUAGGAAAAAAUAUCUUCGAAUCGUCCGAAUACAUCACCAAAAGAUUAUGUUGUAGUGUAGUUCUUACUGUGACAUUUCUGUCGAUGAUUGCAGGUUUUUUUUUAGGAAAAUUUGUAUCUGAUAAAACGAAUUCGCACUAUGGGAUAGAUUUUCAAGAAUUAGCGAAGAAAGUAGAUAUUUUAAACAAUAAUUUCCAACAGACAUUCCACGUAGGUUACAACAAUAUUUCGUUACAUCCCUACAAUGACAUACAUUUUCUUAAAUGCAAUUUUUCAACAAUAGGACAAAAUGAUAGUGGACAAUUGACGGCUACCAAUUAUUUAAAGAUGCUUAAUAACUGUUUUGACAUAGGAUAAUAAUAUUUAUAGUAAUCCGAUGUAAUAUAUUUUAAUGAUAA